Messenger RNA from Carcharodon carcharias (great white shark), 1716 nucleotides. RefSeq names its product scavenger receptor cysteine-rich type 1 protein M130-like. The record is from RefSeq and is a predicted model, not a curated record. Gene Ontology annotation, cellular component: membrane. The transcript has 6 exons. The coding region runs from base 1 to 1716 and encodes 571 amino acids. NCBI's taxonomy places the organism in Eukaryota, Metazoa, Chordata, Chondrichthyes, Lamniformes, Lamnidae.
AUGCUAAACUUGGGAAUUCACUGCAAAGGCACCGAGGACGAUCCCUGGAAAUGUCAGUUAAAACAGUUGGCUCAUCAAAACUGUUCCCUGCAAGAGGAAGCAGCUGGCGCAAUAUGCUCAGGACACAAAGAGCCGAGACUGGUUGGUGGAGCGCACAGUUGCUCUGGAAGGUUGGAGAUAAAGUAUGGAGGCACCUGGGGGACUGUGUGUCAUUCAAAUUGGGAUUCACCGGACGCCCGUGUGGUUUGCGCAUCGCUGAAAUGUGGGGAUGUGAUAUCGGUGCCCGGAGAGGCUUAUUUUGGUGAAGGCAGUGGUCCUAUUUGGCAGGAUGUCUAUGAAUGUCAGGGUAAUGAAGCCAUUCUCUGGGACUGCCCCACUACACGAAGAAAUCAAUACAACUGCACGCACAGACAUGACGUCAGUGUCAUUUGUUCAGGACAUAAAGGACCGCGGUUAGUUGGUGGUGAUGACACCUGCUCAGGAAGAGUGGAGAUAUUGCUGGGCAACAUCUGGGGUACAGUUUGCGAUACCUACUGGGAUUUACAGGAUGCGGCUGUAGUGUGCAAUCAACUUGGCUGUGGGGCUGCGGUAUCAACGCCGGGAGGAGCCUUCUUUGGAGAGGGUAUUGGUUCGAUAUGGAAUGAUAUCAAUGAAUGUAUUGGCAAUGAGAUGCGUUUGAGCGACUGCCCAGUGUCAUCCUGGGGGCACCUUCAGUGCACGCACAAAAAUGAUGCCGGUGUCAUCUGUUCUGGUGGACACAGGCAGGUACGACUGACCAAUGGAGAAAGUGUUUGUGAUGGCCGAGUGGAGGUUUAUUAUGGCGGUGUUUGGGGCAGAGUGAUGGACACUGAGUGGAAUUUCAAUGAUGCAGAUGUAGUAUGCAGGCAGCUGAACUGUGGCACUGCAAUAAGUGUUUAUAAUCACUCGAAGUUUGGAAAAGGUGCCGGUCCAGUGUGGAUUAGCAACGUCCAAUGCAAUGGAAGUGAAUCCUUUCUUUGGAAUUGUAGUUUUACACAAACGAGACAAUUAUCUAUUAACGAUGACGUCGGCGUGGUUUGCUCUGAUCAUAUUCAGGUAAGACUGGCAGAUGGUGGAAGUCGCUGUGCCGGAAGGGUGGAGCUUUACUACAAUGGAACCUGGGGGACUGUGUGUGAUGAUUCCUGGGAUUUAGCAGACGCCCGUGUUGUAUGUGACCAGCUGAAGUGUGGACAGGCUCUAAAUGCAACGGUUUCCGGUUGGUUUGGCCCAGGAUCAGGGCCUAUCUGGCUACAUAAUCUGAAGUGCACAGCAAAUGAUUCUGUUUUGUGGGAAUGUCCUGCCGGCCCAAGGGCUCAGAGCGACUGCAAUCAUAAAGAAGAUGCUGGAGUUAUCUGCUCGGAGCACAGGGCUGUAAGGCUGCAGGAUGGACAGAAUCCCUGUCAGGGCAGAAUUGAGGUUUUGUAUAAUGCUACCUGGGGGACUGUUUGUGCUGAUUCGUUUGGAAUGGUGGAUGCUGAAGUCGUUUGUAAGCAGCUCAGCUGCGGAUCGGCUCGAUCUGUGGAAAACAGUAUCAGAUUUGGAAUGGGUUUUGGACACAUCUGGCUUGAUGAGGUGAACUGUCGUUUGCAAGAUUCAUUGUUAUGGCAAUGUCCAUCUUCACCAUGGGGUGAACAUAAUUGUGGCCACCGGGAGGAUGUAGGAGUCAUUUGCUCAGGUAUCAACGACAAAUGGAACUAA